Messenger RNA from Fonsecaea multimorphosa CBS 102226, 396 nucleotides. Its product is annotated as 60S ribosomal protein L32. Gene Ontology annotation, molecular function: structural constituent of ribosome. Gene Ontology annotation, biological process: translation. Gene Ontology annotation, cellular component: cytosolic large ribosomal subunit; ribosome. The transcript is spliced from 2 exons. Lineage: Eukaryota; Fungi; Ascomycota; Eurotiomycetes; Chaetothyriales; Herpotrichiellaceae. Bases 1 to 396 code for a protein of 131 amino acids. The record is from RefSeq and is a predicted model, not a curated record.
AUGGUCUCCGCAAAGAAGCACGUCCCCAUCAUCAAAAAGCACAAAAAGGCCUGGCACCGGCACCAGUCCGACACCUUCAAGUGUGUGCCUUCAGCAUGGAGGAAGCCAAAGGGUAUCGACAACCGAGUUCGAAGACGGUUCAAGGGUCAAAUGGUCAUGCCAUCGAUUGGUUUUGGCUCGAAUAAGAAGACCCGACACAUGAUGCCUUCUGGUCACAAGGCUUUCCUCGUCCACAACACCCGAGACGUCGAACUCCUCCUCAUGCACAACCGAACAUACGCCGCUGAAAUCGCAUCUGCUGUCUCCUCGCGAAAGCGAAUUGAGAUCGUUGCAAAGGCAAAGGCAUUGGGUGUCAAGGUUACCAACCCCAAGGCGAAGAUUACUACGGAGUCGUGA